Messenger RNA from Musa acuminata subsp. malaccensis (wild Malaysian banana), 1389 nucleotides. RefSeq lists its product as uncharacterized. The record is from RefSeq and is a predicted model, not a curated record. Gene Ontology annotation, biological process: transcription elongation by RNA polymerase II; regulation of DNA-templated transcription. NCBI's taxonomy places the organism in Eukaryota, Viridiplantae, Streptophyta, Magnoliopsida, Zingiberales, Musaceae. Gene Ontology annotation, molecular function: transcription elongation factor activity. Gene Ontology annotation, cellular component: super elongation complex.
GUUUGGUUUGGGUUUCCUCUUGUGCUUCGAUCGGAGACCCAAUCGUUAGGGAGGAAGCGUAGGCAUCGGAAAGCGGCAGAGAUGGCGAACAACAACGACGAGCCCACCUCAGCCCCGCAGCAGGAUCGGUGGUACGACAUGCGAUUGGGUUCCUCCUUCAAGGACAACUCGACUACCAAGUUCUGCACGCUUCGAUAUGAAUUUAAGCCAGCAUCAAUUGACAAGAGCCAACCUGGAUCACUGUAUAAGAACAAGGAAAAUAGGGUCACUGUCGAGUUCCAUAAUAAUCAGCCUGGAAAGUCAAAUGUUUCCUUUGAGGGGAGCAGUGAAGACUACAAGGACAAUGAUGCGGUUUUGUUUUUUGAUGGAGAGACUUUUAGAUUGGAGCGAUUGCAUCGGGCAGUAAAGAGGUUGAGGCAUGUCCGGUUGCCUGGUGAGCAUGCUGCUGCAUCUAACAUGACACCUGCACCCCCAGCUGGGACAACCACAGAUUCUCGUUCUCCUCCACUUGGGAAGAUCUCCAAAGCACAAGCAUUGAACAAAACAGUAAUGCAUCCAGUGCCUGUUGAGGUAGAACGAAUUGAUAUUGGUGAACCAGAAAGUUCAGCUCCAAGACCCAUGAACAAGGGCUCUGGUCUUCCUUCGGUGCCUGUUAAUCCAUUCCCAUCUCCUGAUCCAAAAUCAUCCGAGGAAAACCUGGAUAUCCUUGGGGAUGACGAUGGAGGGACACCAAGCAAGGCAAUUGUUGGACAGGCAGAAGAUGCAGGAUUUGACAUCAAUAUAUCAAAUCAGAAUGAUACGGAUGAUGAGAUUGCGGACGUUGAUGUAAGUGAUGAGGCAGAUGAGGGGCUGAAUGCUGCUGAGGCCCUACGAGCACAGGCAAAUGCUGUGGAGGAGCAGCAGCAGGAGACCUCCAGCUCCAGCGGCAGCGGGAGUGGAAGCAGUAGCAGUGGCAGCGGGAGCGGAAGCAGUAGCAGUGACAGCGACGGCAGCGAUGAUGACUCAGCCAGCUCAGGUGGUGAUGUUGAUACAUAAAAUGCGUCCAGGCACAGUCGAUAAACAACAUUGCAAGAACAAUGCAAAUGCAUAGCUGAUGUAACAAAAAGCAAGCUUUUGCCUCCAUGGUUGCACUCAAUCUUUAGCACAAUGCACUCACUUGGUUUUGUAAGUGAGUGCCUAUCUGGUACAUGCUCCAAAAGUUGAGCUUUACGAUUAGUUGCAUUGCAAGUGAUGCCGGAAAGUUACGAUGAAACACUUCACAGGGAGAAUUGUAUGCUCAAAGUCAUUAUCCCAGGUCAUUUUUUACUGGUAUAUUUCACAUUGCUGUUGAGAAUUAACAUGGGGACCUGCUUGUGGUUCAUGAUUGAUUCUUUAUCAUGUAUUCGGUUC